Molecule: messenger RNA, 2798 nt
Organism: Drosophila innubila
Lineage: Eukaryota; Metazoa; Arthropoda; Insecta; Diptera; Drosophilidae
Product: endoplasmic reticulum metallopeptidase 1-like
Exons: 10
Coding region: 79-2676 (865 amino acids)
Biological process (GO): proteolysis
Molecular function (GO): metalloexopeptidase activity
Source: RefSeq, a predicted model, not a curated record
AUCGGUUUUCAAUCGCCUCAGUUUUGAUUUGGUAAGCCUUGGUGUCACUUCAUUAAUAAGUGAUUACUACAGUGAAGUAUGGGUAACAAGGAAAAACUUUUAUCGGACCAUUCAGUAGAAACUAGAAAUGCUACCGCAAUGGAGGUCAAUGGAAAGCUACCCUGGUACUUAGCAGGUGGAUUCCUGCUGUUCUGGGGACUCCUCUUUUUCGCCAUUGUUAUACCACUUUUCUAUCGACUACCAACGGCAAUGACAAUGGAGGACGCAAACAAAAAUGUGUUCAUUGCGGAACGUGCUUACAAAAAUCUGUAUACUUUAUCUAAUAUUGGUACCAAGUUGACUGGCAGUACGGAAAAUGAGAUUGAGGCAGUAAAUUUUAUAAUGAAAGAGGUCUCACAGAUUCAGAACGAUUGUCUGGAUGAGUAUUUUGAUUUGGAAAUUGAUUUAUCACAAUUCUCUGGUGGAUUCCAAUUUAACACAAAAAUUUCAAUGUAUCAAGGGAUUCAAAAUAUUGUGGUUAAAAUAUCUCCCAAGAACAGCACCAGUGAGACUUACCUUCUGGUCAACAGUCACUUUGAUUCCAAGCCAGCUACUCCGUCUGCGGGUGAUGCCGGAUUUAUGAUUGUCACGAUGUUGGAAGUUUUACGGGUUAUUGCAACAACGAAGCAACCCAUUGAACAUCCAAUUGUAUUUCUGUUUAAUGGAUGUGAGGAAGUGGGACUAUUGGCUUCUCAUGCGUUUAUCACACAGCACAAAUGGGCACCCUUCUGCAAAGCAGUGGUUAAUCUUGAUGCUGCUGGAAGCGGAGGCCGCGAUGUUCUAUUUCAAACUGGUCCAAAUCAUCCAUGGCUUGUAGCUUACUACAAAAAAUACAUCAAACAUCCUUUCGCUACAACCAUGGCUGAGGAAAUAUUCCAAUCGGGUGUUAUACCCUCGGAUACAGACUUCCGACAGUUUAGGACGUAUGGAAAAAUUCCAGGCUUGGACAUGGCCCAGUGUUUUAAUGGCUUCGUAUAUCAUACUAAGUACGACACCAUCGACGUUAUUCCUCGUGAAUCCCUUCAGAAUACUGGUGAUAAUGUCCUUAGUCUGGUUCGAGGAUUGGCCAAUGCAACAGAAUUGUAUAAUACUGAGGACCACAAGACUGGACACGCUAUCUACUUUGAUUUUCUGGGUCUCUACUUUUUUCACUAUUCAGAGGCCACUGGAAAGUCCUUGAACUAUGGUGUUGCUGGAGCUGCUUUCAUCUUAAUCUUAAUUUCAAUCUGGCGAAUGGCAGAUGCUUCCCAAGUUUCAAUAUGUCACGUGAUCCGUUGGUUCAUCCUGGUUAUGGUGGCUCAAAUCAUUUCUUUUGUACUUGGAUUAGCUCUUCCAAUUGUGGUCGCUUACGGAAUGGAUUCCAUCGGACUGUCGCUGACAUACUAUAGCACACCUAUGCUGAUAGUAGGGUUGUAUGUGUGUCCCUCACUUAUUGGCCUGAGUUUACCCAUAACUAUCUACUACAGUCUUCAGCGUAACGAUAAAAUCUCAACUUCGUAUCAUCUCCAACUGGCACUACAUAGUCAGGCUGUAAUCCUGGCUCUUCUAGCCGUCAGUGUUACAGUUUCCGGCUUCCGUUCAUCAUAUAUUUUUGUAAUUCCGCUUCUGUUCUACGUUAUAUCGUUGACUCUUAACCUGAUGACCAUUUUUCAUGACCUUGGAUAUGCCUGGACAGGUUUUUUAAAAGUUAGUCAGAUUAUUCCAUUCCUUUACAGCAGCUACCUUGUGUAUAUAUUCAUUGUGGUGCUGACACCGAUGGGAGGUCGUGCAGGAAGUGCUUCCAAUCGGGAUUUAUAUAUUGCAGUCUUGGCAGCCGUAGGAACAGUUCUCUCCUGUGGCUUCUUGGUACCGCUGAUAAUAACUUUCCGUCGACCAAGCCUUGUGGUAUUCUUCCUCUUGACUGCCACAGCCCUCUCUUUAUUCUUGGCCAGCAGCACACAAUUGGGAUUCCCUUAUCGUGCAAAGACGAGUGGACAGCGAGUUGCAUACCUGCAUGUGCGAAAUAAGUUCUACGAAUACGAUGGGACUCUUAGUAAGGACGAGUCUGGAUAUCUGUUUAAUUUUCAAGACCGCCGUGAAGAAACAACUUUUGUGGUUAACUUGACUGGCUUGGUCAGUAUGAAAUCACGUUGCGAAAAGUACAUGAUGUGUGGAAUGCCGUUGCAUGAUUAUGGCUACGUUCAAAACCGUCUAAACACCAAAUGGCUGGCACGAUCGGAACCCAUUGUACCUCCAGGUCCAACCAAAUUGGAGUUGCUUAGCAAAACAAUUGUGAAUUCUACCACUUGUCGUUUCGAGUUCAAUUUAACAGGUCCUCCCCACAUGAGUUUGUUUAUUCAACCCUACGAUGAUGUGGUAAUAAGUAACUGGUCCUUCCUAAAGAGUUAUCUGGAUAAUCCACCAACAGAAGCUUUUCGCAUAACCAUUACAUAUGGUAUAGACGACUCAUCAGUGAACUUCUUUUUUGAAGUAUCGAAAUCAAACGGCGAUUUCAAUGUACCUUUAUUUCAACUGGGAGUGUCAGCACAGUACAUUAUGAGUGAGGGAGAUGCUCAAAGUAAAAAGUUAGCAUCAUCAUUCCCCUCUUAUUCAAUUCUGAACGAGUGGCCUGCCCUAUACCAAAGAUACAUAUUUUAGCACUAAUUAAAUGUUGCAAUUGACCUGUUACUGUAAUGAAUAUACAUUCAUUAUUUGAAGUCUACUAUGUAUGGUUCCAUUGAUGUAAAUAAAAAAAUAAAUAAAUCACAAAUUGUUUGAGA